AUGGUUGCUGACCAAAGUCCUUCUCCAAUAGCUCCGCUAAAGCAAGAGCUGCGCCGGGUUAUGGGUGAUGAUGCUAGACUCGACUUUACCUACCUACAGGGCCAUGUAGAGUCAACACCAUAUCCAGGAGUCGCCGAGUUCUUCUCACCUCCAUUCUAUAGACACUGGGAUGGCGACUCCCCAUCUUCUGUCCUUGCCGCAGCAGAGCUUAUAGCCUCUUCGGUCAGCACCAACAAACCGGACGUCAUAUUCGCGCAUUCUGAAGGCGGGGCCGCAGCUCUCUCCACCCUCCUCCACCGCCCACUUAGUGUCCAGUGCCUCGUGCUUCUUUCUCCAUUUCCACCAUUCGACGCGAGCGGGCGCAGGAGGCUAGAUGUCUCGCUUUCUGGAAUACCAUUGGUUCGGAUCCCCACACUUUUCGUACGUGGAGAGAGCGAUCCGUGGGCACACUUCGUUGCCUUGACCGAGGGGCUUGUGGACGAAAGAAACUUGACAGUAUACUCAUGGAAAGGCGGGCAUGAAGUGCCCAAUUCUAGCGAGCGAGGCAUGUGGGCACAGAUAGCGCAAAAGAUGGUGGAAGUUUUGAACAAGGAGUGA
Messenger RNA from Letharia columbiana, 597 nucleotides. RefSeq lists its product as uncharacterized. The record is from RefSeq and is a predicted model, not a curated record. The coding region runs from base 1 to 597 and encodes 198 amino acids. Lineage: Eukaryota; Fungi; Ascomycota; Lecanoromycetes; Lecanorales; Parmeliaceae. The transcript has 2 exons.